AUGGCCCCGGAAAUUCUGGACGGAGCGAUUCAGUUCACCGGACGAUCAAUUCUUUGUACAGAUAUCUACUCGCUUAGUUUAUGCCUGUGGGAAUUGCUCAGCGCCGCAGUGCCUCCGACAUCGGUCGAACUAUUGCAAACCGGUACUAACACUACGGAUCCAACGGUACACACGAAUACACAAAAACAGGUUGUCGAACUGCUUAUGCCAUCUACUGGUGUUGCCUCCUUGUGUAAACCACGUCGUGUUUGGUUACCCUAUGAAUUAGAAUUGGGUCGAAAUGGUCCCAACCCGGAAACAGUACGUCAUUUAGUAUCCAUGCAAAAGCACCGUCCGUAUGCACAUACAUCGUGGUUCGAGUCCCCGUUGUACGCUCAAUUCUAUCGGACCAUUACAGAAUCUUGGGAUUCCGAGCCGGAAGCACGACUAAGUGCCACGUGCGUGUUGGAGCGUCUAAACUCCAUCCAUACGCUACUGUUCAAAUCCACCGAACCGACAGCCGAAUCAAGCCCUCGUACAUGUUGA
Molecule: messenger RNA, 525 nt
Organism: Echinostoma caproni
Lineage: Eukaryota; Metazoa; Platyhelminthes; Trematoda; Plagiorchiida; Echinostomatidae
Source: the annotation of a GenBank genome assembly